Lepus europaeus (European hare) is the source of this 2112-nucleotide messenger RNA. It is a transcript of the gene MEST, whose product is annotated as mesoderm specific transcript. The transcript is spliced from 12 exons. The record is from RefSeq and is a predicted model, not a curated record. The coding region runs from base 32 to 1039 and encodes 335 amino acids. NCBI's taxonomy places the organism in Eukaryota, Metazoa, Chordata, Mammalia, Lagomorpha, Leporidae. Gene Ontology annotation, molecular function: catalytic activity.
GCUGCGGCGGGCGGCAUGGGAUAACGCGGCCAUGGUGCGCCGGGAUCGCCUCCGCAGGAUGAGGGAGUGGUGGGUCCAGGUGGGGCUGUUGGCCGUGCCCCUCCUGGCCGCCUACCUGCACAUCCCGCCCCCUCAGCUGUCCCCUGCUCUUCACUCAUGGAAGUCUUCUGGCAAGUUCUUCACCUACAAGGGGCUGCGCAUCUUCUACCAGGACUCGGUGGGUGUGGUUGGCAGCCCGGAGAUAGUCGUGCUUCUACAUGGCUUUCCGACAUCCAGCUACGACUGGUACAAGAUCUGGGAAGGUCUGACCCUGCGGUUCCACCGCGUGAUUGCUUUGGAUUUCCUAGGCUUUGGCUUCAGUGACAAACCGAGACCGCACCACUACUCCAUAUUUGAGCAGGCCAGCAUCGUGGAGUCACUCCUGCGGCAUCUGGGGCUGCAGAACCGCAGGGUCAACCUUCUGUCUCAUGAUUAUGGGGACAUCGUGGCUCAGGAACUGCUCUACAGGUACAAGCAGAAUCGAUCCGGUCGGCUUACCAUAAAGAGUCUCUGCCUGUCAAAUGGAGGUAUAUUUCCCGAGACGCACCGGCCUCUCCUCCUUCAAAAGCUGCUCAAAGACGGAGGUGUGCUGUCGCCCAUCCUCACGCGGCUCAUGAAUUUCUUCGUAUUCUCUCGAGGUCUCACCCCCGUCUUCGGGCCCUACACGAGACCCUCGGAAAGUGAGCUGUGGGACAUGUGGGCAGGGGUCCGCAACAACGACGGGAACCUAGUUAUCGACAGUCUCUUACAGUACAUCAACCAGAGGAAGAAGUUUAGAAGACGCUGGGUGGGAGCGCUUGCCUCUGUAACUAUUCCCAUUCACUUUAUCUAUGGGCCACUGGAUCCUAUAAAUCCCUAUCCAGAGUUUUUGGAACUGUACAGGAAAACGCUGCCGAGGUCCACAGUGUCGAUUCUGGAUGACCACAUUAGCCACUACCCACAGCUAGAGGACCCCAUGGGCUUCCUGAAUGCAUACAUGGGCUUCAUCAACUCCUUCUGAGCUGGAAAGAGUAGCCUCCCUGUAGUACCUCCCUGUGUCCUUCUCUGUGUGCAUUCCACUUAGGAGGAGAUGCCCCAAAGAGGUCCUGGCCACCCACUAUCCCCUCACAGGAGUCCCUUCCCUCACACUGGUGGGCAGUGUGCAGGAAGAGGCCAGCAGAGGCGCCGAGCUGACGUAACACCGUCUCCCGUCCCUCUGACGGCAUCUGGCCGUGUCUGACUGCCGCUGUCUGUGCGUUCUUGGGAAAUUCUGGCGGCACUACCAGUGACGCGUAGGGCACACAUCCUUCUGCACAGGAGACACUUGUGGGCAUCUGCUGAAGAGCCAGAAGUGCUCUCCUCUCGCCCAGUCCGAGUCCUCUAGGAAAGGAUGGGGAGGGGCCUGCGUACGUCCUCUGGGAUGCCUUUAAGGACACGUGCUUUUUCACGGUUUUCUGUCCCCCUUGUUGUAACGUUAGAUUUAGUUUCAUCAGCUACUUCUACUUAUAGACAUUUAGUUGACGUGGGUGUUGGUUUACGUAACACAGUACUCUCGGUGUGCUUCAGGACUGACUGACCUGUCCCUGAGCCAGUCAACCAGCAGACCCUCCCCCUGCCAGAGUCAUGAGCCUUCUGAAACACGCUCAGUGUUUGGGCACCCAAACGAUUUACAGAAUGUCUGAAAAUCGCAGGACACUAAGGACCAAGUCCAUCUGUGGCAGAGAUGUGUGCCGUUAUUAGCUGGGAAGACCACUCUGACAGCACACAACAGUCCGCCUCCCCAGAGCUCAGUGCCUGGAAGCAUGGCCCUCCUGAGCCACAGCGGAGGGGAGGGGCUGGUGUGCAGUCCGAGUGACCCUGUGGAGCGUGCACUGAGUCUUAGGAUGACUGCUUAACUUCCCAGUGGCUGUCCCACAGUGGCUUCCUCACACAGCUCAGCAGUGCCGGGAGCUCUCGGCAAUGCCCGAGAGUUCCAGGAACUUUAGAACAAAUUCUGAAAGACCUGUGAGCAAAUGGUGCUGAAUACUUUUUUUUUUUUUUUAAAGCCACAGUUUCAUUGUCUAAGUCAAAGCAAGAUUAUUAAGUGAUUAUUUU